AUGACGAGUAUAGACGAACUAUUCAAGGGCGUCGGAAGCAAGCGCAAACUCGAACCCCUCCGAGACCCAAACCAAAUCUACAAAUCCGCCCGCCUCAACGGCCACUCGAGCUCUUCCAGUAGUCGGCACGCUCAAGUCGAAGACGAGCCCCCGACAGAAGACGAUGACACAGAAGCCGGGCCUGCGCUCCCACCUGACGACGAAGAUGAGGAAGGCGACUACGGCCCCUCCCUGCCUCCUGACGACAACGGCGACGAUGACGAGGGCCGCUUCUUCGGUGGUGGCGUCUCGGCGGCACAGAACGAGAUCCUAGACUAUGUCGACGGCCAGGAUGGUGCCCUACCCCAAGACAAGAUCGACGUACACUGGUUGCGCAAGACGGCCCUGAACUUCGAGAAGCGCAUAUCCAAAAACGCCGAACUGCGAGCAAAGUAUGAGGCCGAUCCGUCCAAAUUCAUACAGUCCGAGGCUGAGCUCGACGCCGACGUUAAGGCGCUGAGCAUCCUGAGCGAGCACCCAGACCUAUACUCCGAGUUUGCCAAGCUAGGGUGCGUGGCCAGUUUGGUGGGGCUGCUGGCGCAUGAGAACUCGGACAUUGCCAUUGAUGCGCUAGAAAUAUUGAACGAGUUGACCGACGACGAGGUGGCGGCCGAGGAGGCUGAUUGGGGUGCGCUGGUCGACGCCGCCCUCGAGGCCGACUUGCUGGGCUUGGUGGUCAGUAAUCUCGAGCGCUUGGACGAGAAAGAAGAGGUGGAUCGAAACGGCGUCUAUCAUGCACUCAACGUCGUCGAGAACCUGUGCAGUAGGAUUGCGACGGCCGAGGUGGUGGGCAAGCAGGACAUGCUUUUGAAGUGGCUGCUGGGACGAAUACAAACCAAGGAGAACCCCGUCGGUCAGAACAAGCAAUACGCCGCCGAGAUACUGGCCAUUCUAGUGCAGAGCUCCAAGAAGAAUCGGCGCAAGCUUGCUCAAAUCGACGCUGUGGACAUGAUGCUGCAGCUCGUUGCCGCAUAUCGAAAGCGUAACCCAGAGAAAGGGGGCGAAGAGGAGGAGUACAUGGAGAACCUGUUUGAAGCCUUGACCUGCAUCGUCGACGAAGAGGACGGAAAGACAAAGUUUAUCGAAGCUGAAGGCGUUGAGCUAUGCCUUAUCAUGCUGAAGGAGGGCAAGAUGAGCAAAGUGGCCUCACUGCGAUUGCUCGACCAUGCCGUCGGCGGGCCGACAGGCGCCCACGUUUGCGCCAAACUCGUCGAGGCGGGGGGGCUGAAGAACAUAUUCACGCUAUUCAUGAAGAAGAGCGAUGACAGCGAAACGGCAGAGCAUCUCGUUGGCAUCUUUGCGUCGUUGCUACGAUUGCUGCCGGCCGGUUCCGGAGAGCGCAUACGAACAUUGGCCAAGUUUGUGGAAAAGGAUUACGAGAAGACGGUGAAGCUUGUCAAGCUGCGGCGCGAGUAUGCCGCACGACUGGAUAAAGAAAACGAGGCCAUCCAAGCACAACAGGCCCUGCUGAGCGUCGACAAACGAGAGCAAAUGGCCGACGAGUGGUUCUCUCGUAAGCUGGAUGCAGGGCUUUUCUCGUUGCAGACCAUCGACGUUGUGCUCGCAUGGCUCGUGGCCGAGGAUGCGGGGGCGCAGACAAAGAUUAUGGCUUUACUUGCUGAAAGGGACGAGACGCUUCGUGUGAUCAAACAGACGAUACAGGAACAACUCGAAGGCAUGGAUGCCGACGACGAUGAGGGCAAGGACACCAGAGAUAUGUUGGCGACCUUGGUCAAGUUCUUACAAUAA
Molecule: messenger RNA, 1788 nt
Organism: Pseudomassariella vexata
Lineage: Eukaryota; Fungi; Ascomycota; Sordariomycetes; Amphisphaeriales; Pseudomassariaceae
Product: Catenin-beta-like protein
Exons: 2
Coding region: 1-1788 (595 amino acids)
Cellular component (GO): spliceosomal complex
Source: RefSeq, a predicted model, not a curated record